This is a messenger RNA of Oreochromis aureus, 3783 nucleotides long. RefSeq names its product integrin, beta 1a (gene itgb1a). Gene Ontology annotation, cellular component: integrin complex; cell surface; focal adhesion. The record is from RefSeq and is a predicted model, not a curated record. Bases 321 to 2732 code for a protein of 803 amino acids. Lineage: Eukaryota; Metazoa; Chordata; Actinopteri; Cichliformes; Cichlidae. The transcript has 16 exons. Gene Ontology annotation, molecular function: fibronectin binding; collagen binding involved in cell-matrix adhesion; laminin binding. Gene Ontology annotation, biological process: cell-matrix adhesion; integrin-mediated signaling pathway; cell adhesion mediated by integrin.
CGGAGGACUGAGGAUUUCACUCUUCGCUCGUCCCCUUCAUUUAGUCCGCGGUAAAGAGGUCCGCCCAGGUAGUGUGCGGAUACUGUCUACCUCUCCAGCUACCGAAUAUUUGGUUUUAAACAUAUAUACUACCGACAUAUUUUUCUGCAGAGAGGAAUGAGCAGAAGGAUAAAUCUCCCGUGACUUUUCAGAGGAGAGAGUGGCCCCCGGUGCCAGCAGGGCAGAUAGUUGCUGUCUGCCUGUGCCGCUGCUGCGGGCAGAGGACUACAAACGCUAGCUUACUUCUGCUUAUGUCUCCUGUAUGAAAUAACAGCGCCAAGAUGGACCUGAAGGUGAUCUUGAUAUCUCUGUUGUUAGGAGUCUUUUGCUACUGUAAUCCUCAGAAAGAGGGGAACGAGUGCAUCAGUGCCAAUGCCAAACACUGUGGGGAAUGCAUCCAGGCUGGAGCCAAAUGUGGCUGGUGUGAACAGGAAGACUUCCUCAAACAGGGUGAAGCCUUGUCAACCCGUUGUGAUGAGGUAGAGUCUCUGAAAGAAAGGGGCUGUAAUGAUUCUCAAAUUCAGAAUCCAAUCGGCAAGAAGUCGAUCAUCACAAACAAGCCUGUGACCAAUCGCAAAAAGGUUACUGGGGUCGAAACCAAUAAACCAAAGCCAGAGGAAAUCACUCAGAUCCAGCCCCAGAAACUCAGACUGAACCUUCGAUCUGGUCAGCCCCAGUCUUUUGACUUGAAGUUCAAACGAGCUGAAGAUUAUCCCAUUGACCUGUACUACUUGAUGGACCUGUCCUACUCAAUGAAGGAUGAUCUGGAGAAUGUCAAGAACCUGGGAACCAGUCUCAUGUUGGAGAUGAAAAAGAUCACCAGUGACUUUCAUAUAGGUUUUGGUUCGUUUGUGGAGAAGACGGUCAUGCCGUACAUCAGCACCACUCCGUCCAAGCUGCUAAACCCGUGCACGGGGGACCAGAACUGCACCAGCCCCUUCAGCUACAAGAAUGUCUUGAGUCUGACCAGCGACGGCAAUAUGUUCAACUCUCUGGUGGGCAAGCAGCAAAUCUCAGGAAACCUGGACUCUCCAGAGGGGGGCUUUGACGCCAUCAUGCAAGUGGCUGUUUGCAGGAAGGAAAUUGGCUGGAGGAAUGUUACGCGUCUGCUGGUGUUCUCCACUGAUGCCGGUUUCCACUUUGCUGGAGAUGGCAAACUGGGAGGCAUUGUACUGCCUAAUGAUGGAAAAUGUCACUUGGAGGACAAUGUGUACACAAUGAGCCACUAUUAUGAUUAUCCCUCAAUUGCUCACCUGGUCCAGAAGCUAAGCGACAACAACAUUCAGACUAUCUUUGCAGUCACAGAGGAGUUUCAGCCUGUGUACCAAGAACUGAAAAAUCUGAUACCAAAGUCUGCAGUGGGUACGCUGUCUGCCAACUCCAGCAAUGUAAUCAACCUCAUCAUAGACGCUUACAAUUCUCUCUCAUCUGAAGUUAUUCUAGACAACAGCAAGCUCCCAGAGGGAGUGGAGAUAGAAUACAAAUCGCAGUGUAAGAACGGAGUGGUUAACGACAAGGACGAUGGACGAAAGUGCUCCAAUAUCUCAAUUGGAGAUGAGGUCAACUUUAACAUCACUGUGACAUCUAAGGGCUGUCCAAAUGACGGCAAGAGCGAGACCAUCAAGAUAAAGCCGCUGGGAUUCACAGAGGAGGUGGAGAUUAUCCUCAACUUCAUCUGUGACUGUCAAUGCCAGAAUAACGAUGUUGUUAAAAAAAGCGAAAAGUGCUCCUUAAAUGGGACCUUUGAGUGUGGAGCGUGCCGGUGUUUCGAAGGCCGUGUGGGUAGAAAUUGCGAAUGCAGUAGCAACGACAUGGCUACAGACGACAUGGAUCAGACCUGCCGUAAAGACAACAGCACAGACAUCUGCAGCAACAACGGAGAAUGCGUGUGUGGCACAUGCGAGUGCAAGAAGAGACCCAACCCAGAGGAGAGGUACAGUGGCCAGUUCUGCGAGUGCGACAACUUCAACUGUGACCGCUCUGGAAACAAACUGUGUGGAGGGAAUGGACGCUGUGUGUGCAGGGAGUGUAUCUGCGACCCCAUGUGGAGCGGUAGAGCCUGUGACUGUUCUCUGGACAACAGCACAUGUUUGGCCACCAACAAGCAGAUCUGUAACGGCAGAGGAAGAUGUGAGUGUGGCGUUUGCAAGUGCACAGACCCCAAGUUCCAGGGUCCCACAUGUGAAACCUGCCCUACCUGUCCAGGAGUCUGCGCUGAACACAAACUGUGUGUCCAGUGCCGGGCAUUUGGCACCGGUGAGAAGAUGAAAACAUGCAAAGAGGAGUGCAGCUACUUUAACCUGAUUACAGUGAAGGACAGGAACAAGCUGCCGCAGCCCAAUGACUACCCUUACCCUGUGAUGCACUGCAAGGAGAGGGAUGCCAAUGACUGCUGGUUCUACUAUACCUACGCUGUCAACGACACGGAAAGGGAAGUCCAUGUGGUCGACAAGCUGGACUGCCCCUCCGGUCCUGACAUCAUCCCCAUUGUGGCCGGCGUGGUCGCAGGCAUUGUCCUCAUUGGCUUAGCCCUGCUGCUGAUCUGGAAGCUGCUGAUGAUCAUCCACGACAGAAGAGAGUUCGCCAAGUUUGAAAAGGAGAAGAUGAACGCCAAAUGGGACACAGGUGAAAAUCCAAUCUACAAAAGCGCCGUGACGACUGUGGUCAAUCCCAAAUAUGAAGGCAAAUGUUAGCUCCACAGUUCAGCUCUGCUAUCAAGUAUCCGACAGCCGCAGCCUUUACCGUAGCUUUGAGUUCUGACAGGAGCGUGCGGAGGAAUUUAUGUGCAUUUUUUUUCCUAUUUGCUUUAUCAUUACAGUGUAUACAUUUGCCCACUGCAUCACUAUUUUUACUAACACUUGAUGAUAUGAUUUUUAUGCAUUUGUUGUAUUUUAGAUGUACAGUAUGUGUAUAUACUUUUAAGUUGCGUAUUUGCGUAUUCUCCUGCCGCUGGACUGGUACAGGCAGAGGACUUGGCUUUUUUUUUAGCAACACCGCGUAGACACCAUGGAUAAUAUAACAUGUGCACAACACUCCUUCAGCUUCUGUCUGUCUCUACUCGUCUGUCUCUGUCUGCACUGACCUCCUGUGAGUUUCUGUAUGUUUGCUGACAGGGCCUGAGUUUAAUAUGUAAAUUCUUGGCCAUAUCAGGACAGUAUGCCGGUGUGUAUAUAUCGAAAACAACUGCAAUAGGAAGUACUGAGUAAUGUUGAGCAUUCGACUUAGAUUAGGCUAUUGCACAGUCUAUUAUGCAGUAUAUAUUAUAUUUAGUGCAGCUUAAUAACAUCUAGUGAUUCAAACAUAAUUAAAGGGAACGUAUACCACUUGUUCAGAUUUUGAAAAUGUGGUGGUAAUGAACAAUCAAUGGAGUUUUAUUACUAUAAAACAAAUUACUGCUUAACUAAUGAGAUAUGAUUGUAUAUGGUAAAUGAAGUAACUUUAACACUCAUUCUCAGGUCCUUUGCUGUCUUCUUGUCAAGUACACCAAACGCAUGUCCUGUCAGUGAACUGGUGAAGUCGCUCGUUUGAUCCGAUCGUGCUGGUUUUAAGUUUUUGAGACUGUGAGGCUGAAACUGUCUUUGAAACGUCACAUGAAGAACCUCUGAAAUGUUUCCCACACCCAAAUGCCUCUGAGAUACCACACUCAAGCCUUUACAGUAUUAUUUUCAAAGUGCCUUUUAUUUCAGUAUCAUGUUCUCCCACAGUGCUGUUUAUGACUUAUUUAUUAAAUAAUGGACAAAAAAA